AUGGACGCAGGCGGUCUCGCUCAAAUGUCUUCCAACAACUUCGCACCCAACGGCCUCGCCAUGCCCAGUGGUGGCCUCGCUGCCCGUCGUGGCGGUCAACCCAAGCCUCUUGCCGUUGAACUCAUCAACCAGAACAAGGAGCAGGACCCUGCCCCCACUCCCCGCACCAGCCGCUCCCACCUUCUUGCUGGUCUGAGGACGGCUCCCAAGUCUGCUACUGUUGGCUCAUUUAGCCUUCAGUCCCCUACGACCGGCCCCAUGCAGCAGCAUGCCCGGAACUCUAUGGCUGGAAAUGCCUACAACAUGGGUCAGGACAACGCUUACAACGCUCCUAAGACGGCGUAUCCUCAAUAUGCUGCUCAGAACAACUACAACUCGGCAGCAAGCCAGCAGUACACUGUUGAACAGGUCUUGGCACCCCCUGAACUCUCCAUGGAUGAGCAAAACCAGGAGGGCAUGGACCCUAACCUGUAUGCCCAGCUUCUUGCCACCAACAUGUACUUGGCCCAGCAGCAGCAGCGUCUGCAACAACAGCUUAGGAGCGUGCAGGCUGCCACCCAGCAAUUUUCAAACAUGAACCUCAACAACCCUCAGCUCACUCAGCACCAGAUGAACCUGUAUGAGCAGCAGCAGCAGAUCCGCCACCUGCAGCAGCAACUUAACGUCCAGGCCGCCGUGGGCCAGCAGCAACAGUUCCAACAGAUGCAACAACAACAGCUGCAACAGCAACAGCAGCUACAACAGCAGCAGCAACAGCCGAUUUACUACAACCCUAUGACUGGCCAGUAUUUCGUCGAGAACCAGCAGCCUUCUGUUCAGGUCACAUCGCCCUACAACGAGCAGCCCUCAACUCCCGGCUUUGGUGGAUAUCAGCAGCACAACACACCCUCGGUGCAGGUCUCGCCUCCUGCUGAGUCUCAGCCCUUUUCUUUCCGCAGUAACUCGCCUCCCAAGCGCUAUGAGUCUCCUACUGAGGUUGCCCCCCUCCCUCCACCAUCCGCCAACGCUUUCCGUCGUGGACACAAGAAGGCAUCAUCUCUUGCCCCUGUUAACAGUGUCCUGGCAACUUCGUUCUCAUCAGACGCUCCCAAGUCAGCCGGCCCCAAGACUUCUACUUUCCCCAUCACACCCUUGACUGGUGGAUAUGGACCUGGUCAGGCCCGUGCUGGAGAGCAUCCCGUUCGUCAGCCUCGUGGCCCACCUUCCCUGGAUGAACUCAAGGCGAAGCCUACUGCUAAGCACGAGGGCAGCAAGAACUUUUCUGCUCGUACUCGUCGCUCUGCUGUUCACAACCUUGUCCGUGCCGGUCUCGAGCGUCGCAAGGGCACUGGUAGCUCUUGCGGCAGCAUGAGCCCCGUUUCCGAGACUGCCGAGGAGUCGUCGUCACCUAUUACGGACGAUGAGUCCGACUCCGGUCGCAGCGGAUCCGGUAGCCUGGCUGGUGACCUAGAGUGUCCCAGUUCGCGCACAUCCGCCAGUGGAGGUUGGGGCGCUAUUGGUUCUGACCGCCCCAGCUCUCGUCAGAAGGCUCGCAAGAGUGUUGACAGCAUGGAUAGCAUCACCUCCAAUGCCGAGAGUGAGAAUAGCUCUUUUGCCAAUGUGUUUAAGAACGGCGCUCUGCGAGCAGCCAAGGCACAGGACUCGGCCGACAACCAGCGCAAGGCACCUAGACUGGUGCUCACCAAGAACACUUCUACUGCUUAG
Molecule: messenger RNA, 1704 nt
Organism: Fusarium sp. VM40
Lineage: Eukaryota; Fungi; Ascomycota; Sordariomycetes; Hypocreales; Nectriaceae
Source: the annotation of a GenBank genome assembly